Molecule: messenger RNA, 2583 nt
Organism: Manihot esculenta (cassava)
Lineage: Eukaryota; Viridiplantae; Streptophyta; Magnoliopsida; Malpighiales; Euphorbiaceae
Product: UDP-glucuronate 4-epimerase 3
Exons: 2
Coding region: 380-1687 (435 amino acids)
Source: RefSeq, a predicted model, not a curated record
ACCUUUUAUGGGUAAUUUUAAGCAGGAGGCCAAGCCAACUGUGGCUUUUUCAGGUCACAUUACCCAAAGUUUUAAAACUGUGUACUGUGUGUGCCCCCUCACCAUCCCUAGCGCUCUCUCAUCUCCAUUUGCUAAACAAAAUCAUCAGAAAGGUGUCCCUGUGCAAGACUAUAAGCCCAAAACAGAAACUUCACCACCACCCCAUCUCCAAGAAACCAGAAAAGGAGAUUCCUUUUUCCUUGUACCCAUCCGACCCCAGAACAUGAAAUAACAGCUCUAAAGCAAGAAACCCACCGGGAUCUUUCUUCCUCACCACCACCAAUCUCCAGAUAUUGGAACCUAACCCCUCAGAUUGAGAAAUUUACAUUUUCACUUUGGAAUGUCCCAUCUUGACCACAUUCCAUCAACGCCAGGCAAAUUCAAGAUAGACAAAUCUCCAUACACAUAUAACCGAGUCAGGUGGACUUCAUCUCUAGCUAAACUCACAUUUUGGUCUUUUGUCUUUAUUGGCUUGAUUUUCCUCUUCUUUUAUCGAUCCCCUUCAUCAUCCGCCAAUCCUUCACAGUCCGAUCUAUCCCGCCGCUCUCUUCGGAGUUCCUGGGGCGGCUCUGCCUGGGAAAAACGGGUCCGAGCGUCCGCCAGAAUCCGCUCUCGAAAUGGGUUCUCUGUACUCGUCACUGGCGCAGCCGGGUUCGUUGGGACACACAUUUCUGCAGCUCUGAAACGCCGCGGUGAUGGCGUUCUGGGACUUGACAAUUUUAACCAUUACUAUGAUCCAUCCUUGAAACGAGCUCGCCAAGCGCUUCUUGAACGCACUGGGGUUUAUAUUGUGGAAGGAGACAUAAAUGACGUAGCAUUGUUGAAGAAGCUGUUUGAACUUGUGCAAUUUACACAUGUGAUGCAUUUGGCUGCCCAAGCUGGGGUUAGGUAUGCAAUGGAAAACCCCAGCUCUUAUGUGCAUAGCAACAUUGCUGGUUUUGUUAGUUUAUUAGAAGUUUGUAAAAAUGCAAAUCCACAGCCUGCAAUUGUAUGGGCGUCUUCUAGUUCAGUUUAUGGACUUAAUACAAAAGUACCCUUCUCUGAAAAAGAUAGAACUGAUCAACCUGCUAGUUUGUAUGCUGCUACUAAAAAGGCUGGAGAGGAAAUUGCACACACUUACAAUUAUAUCUACGGUCUUUCCCUUACUGGGUUGCGAUUUUUCACCGUUUAUGGGCCAUGGGGUAGGCCGGAUAUGGCUUACUUUUUUUUCACAAGAGAUAUUUUGAAAGGGAAGAGUAUACCCAUUUUUGAAGCAGCCAAUCAUGGGACCGUUGCUAGGGAUUUUACCUACAUAGACGAUAUUGUGAAGGGUUGCUUGGUGUCCUUAGAUACUGCAGAGAAGAGUACUGGGAGUGGAGGGAAGAAGAAGGGGCCAGCACAAUUGAGGGUUUUCAAUUUGGGAAAUACAUCUCCUGUGCCUGUUACUGAUCUUGUGGGGAUUUUGGAAAGGCUUUUGAAAGUGAAGGCCAAGAGGAAUAUUAUGAAGUUGCCAAGAAAUGGGGAUGUUCAAUUUACACAUGCCAAUAUUAGUUCAGCUCAAAGGGAACUUGGUUAUAAGCCCACGACAGAUCUGCAGACAGGUUUGAAGAAGUUUGUGCGAUGGUACCUUAGCUACUAUCAUGCUGGAGACAAGAAGGCUGAUGCUUGAUGAAUUUGAUUCUUUCAGUUCUGUGGUCGGGUACUUGAAAAAUUUCUCGUUCAUUUUGAUUCUUGUUAUUGUUUUAUCUCAACAUUUUUAUGGUUGAUCAUUGCACGAUUUUUGUCUUUCUUUGAAUGUUUAAUUGAUGCUGUAAGGAGGAAUAUCGCAUCCUUAUAUUGAAGAAGAUUUUGUGGUUGUGGAUAUUGUUCAAUGGGCAUUCCCAAAGUUGUAUUCAAGGAAAUUUUUUUGCCAAAAUCGUACAGGAAAUUAGCAAGUUUGUUGAGCAAUGAACUUGGAUAUAAGCUUUCCCUGCUGACUUCCCCUUUCUUCUGAUUAUUGAAGGUGAUUAUUUUGUUUCAUUUUUCCAUUUCUUUUCCACUGGGGACAAAAGAAUCACAGGUCUUUUAUGAGCAUCAACUACUAUCAUGACUCCUCUCCAGGUCAGAAAAGUGUAAAAAAGUUGGCUACAUAAUUGAAUUGCUUGUAUGGAAUUUUUCUCACUUCACGAGAUGUCAAUAAGAAAAGUUGCAUCCAGUUCAUGUAACCGACAACCAACUAGCCAUGUAUCCCUUCUCACAAAUUUAUUUGUUACUUGAGGUUCAAAAGCUGCAAGCACUACAAUGGCUGAUCUGGACGCUUGUUACAAACCCUGAACUUGGGAGGUCGGCGAUUUUCUUGAAUGCCAUGGAAGGUUUUUGAGCGCAGAAACUAUCUUCCUGUUCAUUCUGCUAAGCAGUCACCAGGAGGCAGAUCUCUUUAGGUUAGGUUACCCACUUCGCUAUUGGAGAUUGCAACGAACUUGCUUUGUAAAUGUUAAGCAAGGGAACCAGCGGCAUUGGUUAUGCCUUUGGGAGUUCAUUGUGGCAUUUAUGAGAGCUCUCUUUUAGUUAAAGUUAUACUUUUGA